AUGGUUUCACUGUGGAUCACCGGGUUGAUGUUGGUUGCCCUCUCUAUCGGCGCUGCCAAUUCAUAUACUUCGGGCAUAGUUUGCCCGACGGGCAGCAUGCUGCAAAACAAUCAAUGCAUACAGCGCCAAACGUACUGUCCGGAUAGGUUCCAACUGGUCGGCUCAAUGUGUGUCGGCCAGAGCGUAUGUCCUCCUGGGUACGUGCUAUCUAAUGGAAUGUGUCAUCGCAUUUCGCAGGACAGUACAGCAUGCAAUAAUAAACAAACUACUACGCCUAGUUGCCCCGUAGGGUACUUGUAUAUCGGUAAUCGCUGCGAACAGAGAGAAGUUCGGGAACCGGAUACUCAAACAAAAACUGCAACCGUUAUUGCCCCGUUCAGUUGCCCGGACAAGGAUCAUAUUUUGAGCCGAGACAAAUGCAUAAUACAUCAUCGCGAGCAAGCAAAAUGCUUUCGUGGUACUUUCCGACUGGGACAAUGUGUGAUCGAAGCAGAUUGCAGAAGCGGAUACACGCUGGACGAUUAUGGCCAGUGUGUUAAAGUGUUGGAAGCACCCACGUCUUGCCCGAACGGGACAGUUUUCACGGAAGGAAUUUGUCAAUAUCCUAACCCUGAGUGUCCAUCCGGCUAUGCUCUCGUCAAUGGACAAUGUGUGCUCGAGCAAACUGCUCCCGUUCGUUGUGAUUCUGGUUCAAGUUUGGUUAACAAUUAUUGCGUUGUAGCUGAGCCAAAAUGUCCCGCAGGAUUUGAGCGUGUGAAGAACCAGUGUGUUCAAACACGACGUGAAGAAGCCAAGUGUCCUAGUGGAAGUGUAAUGCGUAACAGAGUUUGCGUUGCUCAAGACGUGAAAUGCUCAUCGGGUUAUGAAUUCCGUGAUGGCCAUUGUGUAAUAGUGGAAAAAACACCGGCUAGGUGCCCUAUGCAUUCGCAAAUCGACGGUGAAUUAUGCGUUUCUUAUCAACCGCUUUGCAGCAAUGGUUACGACUAUGAUCAACGGUAUGGACAAUGUGUUAAACAUGAUAAGCGGCCUGCUGUAUGUGAGAGUGGAUUCUCAUUGCAAGGUGGAUUAUGUGUUGCUAAUGUGAGUAGUUGUGGUCCAGGGUAUACGAUAGAUAAUGGAGAAUGUGUGCGUGAAGAACAGCGUCCCGGACGUUGUCCGGCAGGCAGCCGCUUGCAAAACGGGUUAUGCAUCCAUUCUGAACCACUCUGUGAAUACGGGUUCGAACAAAGUGAAGGUGUUUGUUUAAAAUACAACAAGAAAGACCCAAUUUGUCCGAGUGGUUCGUACUACAAGGCAGGCUAUUGUCGUCUUCAAAACGUUGGCUGUCGGCCGGGCUUCCAGCUUAGAGACUCCCAGUGUGUCAAAGAAACAUCCGCUGUACCAGAAUGUCCUGUUGGAUUUAUCUACAGGCGUGGCUACUGUUUGUCACGACCGGUCUGCGAGGACAAUUAUACCUUGGAAAAGGGAUUUUGCAGACAACAAAUUGUAGGUUCUACAACCUGUCCAACAGGAUCUGUUUUGCAGAAUGGGUUAUGUGUCAGCGACGACGUAGAAUGUUUGGCUGGUUUUGAAUUACGGGGUGGAAGUUGUGAACGAAUUCAUGAAGUAAGUUCAACAUGUCCUCCUGAAGCUACCUACCAUAACGGGCAGUGCACUGUAAGAAGAACACCCACGUGUCCACUCGGAGCAGUGCUGGUCAAUGGUCAAUGUCAUAUCCAUGAAUCAAUGGCACCGAGCUGUCCUUCUGGAUAUCUUUUCCAGAACGGUAUGUGCUUGCAACAUGCUCCGAUAAUGCCAUCACCCUGUGCUAGUGGAUGCUUGCAACAACCGCAACCUUGUGCUUCAAACUGGAUGUGCAAUGUCCAACAGCAGUGCGGAUCAUGUUGGCAGCAGGGCUAUCCACAAUACCAACAAAAUGCAAUAUCACCAGUGUGUCGUCCAGGAUUCACAAUGACCAACGGUAUGUGCACCAUAUCAGUCACCAGACCAAUGGAAUGUCCAUCUGGCUUUGUACUUACGGAUAAUGAAUGUGUUCUAAAUCUUCCGAUGACAUGCGGGUCAGGCGCCAUUUUUGAAAACGGUCGUUGCGUUCGUCGGGAAUCUAUGCAAGGAAAUUGUCGUGCCGGAUUCCAAAUGAAGAAUAAUCGUUGCAUCUAUAUGCAUCCUGACUGUAGUUCAGGUUAUCGUCUGAUAGACGGCAAAUGUGUUAAAAUACUGGAAAGAAUAACAACCUGCCCUCCUGGUAGUAAGAGGUAUAAAAACUUUUGUGCUGUUCAGCCAAUAUGCCAUUCUGGAUUAAAGCUACGUGAUGACGUUUGCUAUCAGGUAGAGUACGACGUUCCACGUUGUCCUGCCGGUUAUAUUGUUGAGGGUGAUUCCUGUGUAGCUGCAUUCCAAUGUGCCGAAGGAUACAGGUUCGAUAGAGACGUUUGUGUGCAGGUUGAGCAGAUGUCUUUGAAAUGCCCUCCCGAUACAAGACAAAUAGAUAACUACUGCGUUUUAUCUGGUCCAACUUGUGACCCAGGCUUCGAAAUGACCAAAGGGGUAUGCGCGAAAGUAUAUCGACAACCUGUUUCUUGUCCAUCAAAUAGCCGUUAUCAGCAAGGAGUAUGCAUUACGUCACCUCGAUGCCCGGUUGGUUAUCAAAUGAUAUCUGGCCAAUGUUCUCGGUCAGAGCAAUUACCCACUCAAUGCCCCCCAGAUUUCUACAUUGACCAGAAUCGAUGUGUUUCAAAGGAGGUCAUCUGUCCAAUCGGUUAUCAAAUCAAUCGGGGACAGUGUUUACGAGAAACUUACGAAACUCUGUCAUGCCCGGAGGGUACGACGCUUCGUGAUAACCUUUGUAUAGCCGGACAACCAAUAUGCUCACCUGGUUUCAAAGCAGAAAACAGUCAAUGUGUAAAACACAUUUACCAAAUGCCACGUUGUCCUUCGGAAACUGUGAUGAUCGAUAAUAGCUGUGUAAGACAUCCAGUAUGUCCAACUGACUACCGAUUCAUCAACGGUAGAUGUUCCAGGAGCCUUUACGCUACAGUCAAUUGCAAUUCUGGAACGCAACUAAACGGUAGAUGUGUUGCUCCUGGACCAAACUGUCCCGAUAAUUACCAGUUUGUUGAUAAUCGUUGCAUUCGUAAGGAGUUUACCAAUCCAACAUGUCCCUUGGGAUCUAGACCACAACAGCAGUAUUGCGUAGUAGACACGCUUAAGUGUCCUUCGGGAUACGAGCAUGCAAACUCCAUGUGCUUGAGAACAUCUACAGUGGACGCCAUUUGCCCAAAGGAUCACUAUGCUAGGAAUGGUCGUUGCGAAGCUGAACGCUACACCCACGUACUUGUUUGCAGUCAAGGAUUUAGCCUAGUAAUGAACAAAUGUGUCAAAACACUUUACGCACCACUUUCUUGUCCUGCCGACUACAUGUUAGAAAAUAAUGUAUGUGUGAAAACAGUCAGCCAAAUUGCUGAUAUUACACAACCAAUUCAAGCUAGUUAUAUACCACCGAGUAACCAAGUGUUUGUUAACACCAAUAUACCAGUACCUGGUUAUUCUGCAACAUACAAUAGCCAGUAUAACCUUGUGUCGCACGAAAAAAAUGCCUCUUCUAUAAUAACUACCGAGCCGCACCAUGAACCGGAUAUAUUUGACUCGUUCUUCGAAGAUCUGCCCAGCCCAGGACUAGCGGUACACAACAUUGUAGGAGUCACCGAGACUUACCAAUCCGGGUCAUUUGGUACUUCGGUUUCCACACACAACAGGGAAACAUUCGGUGUCAUUACAACAGAACCCUCGAAAUUAGUAGAAAGUACUGCUCCGCUACUAAAUUGUACGGUGUAUUCACCAAAGAUUUGUACUCUCGUGGAUGACGCAUGGGAAUGCAGUCACACUGCAUUCGAAGAGGUACACAGCCGUUAUUGCCGUGAGGAUGGCGGAUUGCUAUAUCUAAAGCUUAACAAAACCCACUACGAUAGCGAAAGCGACACACUAAUCAUCGCUGCAGUUGAUCGUGUCGCCACAAAUGGAAAUGGAAAUGGAAAUGGAAAUGAUGAAGAUGAGGAGAUGGACUACGACGAUGAGCUGGAUUGCUCUAGUUGUAUCGAAGGUGAGUACACUUGUUCAACAGGAUGUUACACCUACGACUGCGAAGACGAAUGCCUCAUGAUCGAUGUUAAUGAUUUUUGUGGAGAGUUCCCUAAGCCUGAAAAUGGUUGCUCUUGGAAAGACGGUUGCCGAGGUAGUAACUGUACCGAAUAA
Molecule: messenger RNA, 4248 nt
Organism: Sabethes cyaneus
Lineage: Eukaryota; Metazoa; Arthropoda; Insecta; Diptera; Culicidae
Product: zonadhesin-like
Exons: 2
Coding region: 1-4248 (1415 amino acids)
Source: RefSeq, a predicted model, not a curated record